Messenger RNA from Exophiala bonariae, 861 nucleotides. It is a transcript of the gene SPG1, whose product is annotated as septum-promoting GTP-binding protein 1. The record is from RefSeq and is a predicted model, not a curated record. Gene Ontology annotation, biological process: positive regulation of mitotic division septum assembly. Gene Ontology annotation, cellular component: spindle pole body. The coding region runs from base 1 to 861 and encodes 286 amino acids. Gene Ontology annotation, molecular function: GTPase activity; GTP binding. The transcript is spliced from 3 exons. Lineage: Eukaryota; Fungi; Ascomycota; Eurotiomycetes; Chaetothyriales; Herpotrichiellaceae.
AUGGAUCCUGUUCCCCCAAGUGAAUACCCCACCGACUCGGCCUACAGCCCACACAUCGUCAACCUGCAGGACCAGCAGCAGGAAGACACCACAGCUAUUCACAAUGGCCACCCUUCCAACCCUGCGGCCACCUCAACUCCUCCCAUAGACCAUGAUCCAAAUCAACGUUACAAUUCUCCCAAUCUGUAUCAGCAGCCCACCUCCAGGCCUGAUUCCGGAAUGGGCGGCUAUCAACAAACACAAUACCAACAAGAAAACAGACAACAGCCUACCAAGACCAAUAAUGUUGUGAUCAAAGUAGGCAUGGUUGGUGAUGCUCAGAUUGGAAAGACAAGUUUGAUGGUCAAGUACGUCGAAGGAAGUUGGGAUGAAGAUUAUAUCCAGACACUAGGCGUCAACUUUAUGGAAAAAACAAUCUCAAUACGAAACACAGAGAUCACCUUUUCCAUUUGGGAUCUUGGUGGGCAGCGGGAAUUCGUCAACAUGCUACCUCUUGUCUGCAACGAUGCUGUCGCCAUCCUCUUCAUGUUCGAUCUGACUCGGAAAUCCACCCUCAACAGUAUCAAAGAGUGGUAUAGACAGGGUCGAGGCUUUAACAAGACUGCCAUCCCUUUUCUUAUCGGCACCAAAUACGACCACUUUGUCAAUUUCCCAAGAGAGGAUCAGGAAGAAAUCAGCAAUCAAGCGCGUCGCUUCGCAAAGGCUAUGCGAGCCAGCCUCAUCUUCAGCAGCACAAGCCACAGUAUCAAUGUCCAGAAGAUCUUCAAGAUUGUCCUUUCCAAGGCAUUCGACUUGAAAUGCACCAUUCCCGAAAUCGAAAAUGUCGGUGAACCUCUAUUGCUGUACCAGUCAGUCAAUUGA